GUCUUGCGAUGGCGACUAAAAGAAAUUUGUAUCAUCCUGCUCCUAAAACCAAUGUUGGACAGAGGAAAGCACGGAAACCUUUAGUACAGGGUAGACUAGUUUCCGACAGUGUAUCCAGUAGUAACAACAAUGGAAGUCGUCUUGUUCAAGGCCAAUUAACAGAGGAUGUUAUGGAUCCAACCAUUAGCCCAAUGAAGUAUGUCCCAAAAGUUACAGAAAAUAUGUCACCACGGCCUGAACCACCUUCUAGGUGCCUAGAUUUAUCAGAUGCAGAUUUUGAGGGAAGUGAAACUUCUGAUGUUGAAGCUCCACAGUCCGUUAUAGUUUUUGAUGCAUCUCAUCUUGGCACCUCCCCAAACAGUGCAGAAGUUGAGGUGGUUGUUGGCUACGAGAACUCCCCCGCCAGAGUGGUCUGUCACACCCCAGGUAAACUUGAAAAAUCUUUUCGCUCUGAAGCUAACAGAGGCUACAGUUCUCCUCGGCAUCAGGAAAAUGUGAAGCAUUGGGCUGUAAAAGUUGACAAAGUCCACAAGAUUCAGUCUCCUGCUGGUUCUAGUCAGCGCAGUCUUUUCCAUAAUGAGAAGGAUAACCUUAACAAGAAGAGGAAGGAGCUGGGUCAGGGUGAUAGUGGGUUAAAAGAACGUUCGUCAGCAAAGAGCAGAGGCAUCAUAGAAGAAAUUCUAGUUGAAGAUCUGGGGCAAUCAGUUGAUGCUAUUUCUCUUAACAGUCACGCAGGUACCCCCUCACCCCCUCGUCACGCUGGUACCAACUCUGAUGUCAGUCACAUCAAGCCUUGGAGUGGCAAUGUUUUUACUUUAUCAGAAUCAGCACAGCCAUCCCCAGGUUAUAUCUCUCUCCCAUUUACGUCUGCUGGUGAAACCAAUCGAGAGAAGUUCAAUUCACCAUCACCAGCUGGCUCAGCAAAACUUGAGCACAAAGUUGCUUAUCCUCAGCCCCAGUUUGAUGAGGACUCAGACACCUCGGUAGACAAAUUGCCAGUCAAGGAGAAAACUUCUGCCCAAGCACAGCAAGAAAAUUCUGAAUCAGAAACCUGUUCACUGGAUGAAUACGUCACGCCAAGUAAAGGAAAAGCAAAACCAGCCGUUCAAGAUUCCGACAUAGUGAUUGUGUCUAACAGACAGAAUGCUAACGUAUCCUCUAAACAUAAAAAGAAAACCACAAGGAUUGUUCCCUCUCGCUACAUGCAGACCUCUAUGAAUAAAACAGUCAGUGCCACCGUUCUUUCUUCUAAAAGCACAGAUGGCCCUACACAGCCAGUUAUAAAACUGAAUCAAAGUGGCUCCAACAAAUUGACAAGAGCCAGGCAUAUUGGCUCUAAACCAGAUCUCAGAGCCUCUAAAUCUGGCUCUGGGAGGAGCCUGGCUUCAAAAAAUGUGAGAGGCACAGACAGCCCACGACUUGCAACGUCUCAGCUAGCCCGAGGUAACAAUCAACAUGAAACUCUAGUCAGCUUUGUUAGGAGCGAGAGCCCGCAGGUAAGCAACCAGGAACAGCUGGAUUGUAAAACAUCCACCCCCACCCAUGACCAGCUCUCUCACUUCCCUCACGAUAUUGAUGCAUCCGCCAUCCAGUCUCUAUCCACCAUGUCCAUCAACAUGAGCACCGUUGGGACAGCCCACCAGGAAGUCGAUCGUUAUGACAAUCGCAUUGAAUCCUUAAAGGCACCACAACCUAAACCAGUGUUAAAGAGCAUGAAAGCCAACAACGAAGGUAGCCAAACUCCAUCUCAACUUGAACUAGACCUUGAGUACACCCGCUAUCUGCAAUGGGCUUUCCUGAACAGCAAAGCCAAGAAGCUGUUUGAGGAGCAGGAGGCAGAUGCCAUAGCACAGCUCCACGGGCUGUGGAAGCUGGUGGAGUGUAAGCGUGAAGACAGCUCCGCCCAAGAGAUGGAUGUCACUCGGUUGAAGAGGGGAAAUUUAUUGGAUGAAAUCUUAGACAAGACGGAACAGGAAUUAACUGCUGUUAUGUCAGUGAUACCCCAGCUAGAGGAAGACUACAGCCGGCUGUGCUCGGCUUUAGACACGACACGCCAUCAGCUCCCGACCAAAGACAUUUACAUUUCACAAGACCAGGCAGAGCGAGAUCUGGACGAGGAGAGGCUUGAAAACGCCUUGCGUGAGUCGGAGCAACUUUUGGCAGAGCUCAGUGAAUUAACCGGCAACAAGGUUUUGCCACUGAGCCAGUAUUUGGAUAACAUUGAGGCCAUUGAUAAAAAUGUAGUGGUCACCACCAAGGAGAUCAGUGAGUGUCAGAAGGAACUGGACACUGUACAAGGCCUAGCCACGAGGCUGACCUCGCUGUAUGUCCAGGACAUGCAGACAAAGUAGGCAACCUUGUUGGAUGACAAAACUGAACAAAAAACUUUGAGAUUAAUUUUCCAUAUAAUUUUAGAUUAUUAGUGUAUAGUUCAGGUAAGUUAGCUCUUUUAAUCUAGUUAGAUCUAAGCAAUUAGGAUUUUUAACUUCUUUUUACACAUAGCUACUGCUGUAUCAGGGUUUUAAUAGCUGAGUCUUUAAAUUCCAAAUUGUUUGCACUUAAUACAAUCAUUUUUCUUGAUGGUGUUCUCAGGUUUUUAACUUACCUCAUGUGUAUCUGCUGUGUGCAGAUUUACUCUAUGAUGUUCAUUAUUUUUUGUUUGUAUCUUAUUUGAAGGUUUAUGUUUUUAAUGUUCUUUAAUAUUGUUAAAUCUCAAAUUUUGUAAUUUGAAAAAAGUUAAAUGCCACAGAGUUAUUGGAUUCAAAUUUUUCGACCAUUUGGCAUUGUAAUAAUUAGCAUCAACCAAGGUUGAGUGGUGGCAUAGCAGUGUUCUGCUCAUGCACCAUGUUUCAUAUUUGUCUUUGAUUGUUGGCAAGUGUCACAUACUGCUGGUAGUUGAGGUAGAUGUGGAUCAUUAGAUAAUUUUAAACAGGUUACUUUUCAGAUCAUUUUAUAUUUGACAUAACGGUGCUUAUUUUGUCAUUUAAGAUCUGACUACAUACUAACUUGCAUUCCAACUUUAGUCCAAACUAUUAUAUUAUUACAUCUUUGAAUUUAAAAAUAAAUUAUGAAUAGGAACGAAAUGUUUUUAUACAUUUUACUAUUUUACUACAAGAAUGUAAUAUUCCGUGAUGUAAGGUUUCCAUGUUUCUAAGGAAAUCAUACUUUUCCCUUUGAGGAAAAUGUUGAUGAGCAAAAUCAUAAAAAUAUCUUUAUUUCAAUUUUGAUGUACAGUAGGAUGUCCUUGAGGUGUAUAGUUUCCACCUGGAAAAACCUAAAAAUACCUUUAAUUUUUGUUAAAAUCUUGGCUAAGUAAGCCUGUUUGCCCCAUGGAAAACAUUUCUUAUUUUUAUUGUCAGUCAAAUCUCUGAGUACAUCAGCUUACGUGUAAACUUUCAUCUAUGUGUUGAGUUUGUAUUCAGCCAACUUGAUGAUAACGUGGGCCCCUCUGCACAAUUU
Messenger RNA from Physella acuta, 3459 nucleotides. RefSeq lists its product as uncharacterized. Gene Ontology annotation, molecular function: microtubule binding. The record is from RefSeq and is a predicted model, not a curated record. Gene Ontology annotation, biological process: centrosome cycle; spindle assembly. Lineage: Eukaryota; Metazoa; Mollusca; Gastropoda; Physidae. Gene Ontology annotation, cellular component: cytoplasm; nuclear microtubule; centrosome.